UGAAUUGUGAUUGAUUGAAGCUGAGAUAAAAAUAGGAAAAAGAAAUAAAUAAGGUAAGGUAAAUCAAUAGUAGCAUGGACACAAAUUUACUAGAACUAGUAGUAGUAGUAAUAGUAGCUCCAUGAACAGAAUCACCAUAACCACAAUAUCACAACACACAUCAACCAUCUCUUCAUUUUGCACUCUUCACCCACUACUGUUCUUCUUUUUUAUGUCCCAACGUUAAAACUUCAAACUUUAUAUUUCUACUACUUACACCCCUUUAUUUUCUGGGUUUGUAAGAUCUGUUCUCUCUUCUUUUGCUGAGAUCUGUUUGAUUUUCAAGUUUUUUUCUUGAGCUAAGGGUUGUGUGCAAUGAAGCUUUCAGUUGAAGAUUGGAACUUGGAGUGUUGGGGGUUGAGGAAGAGGAGAAGCGAAUGAGGCAUAAAGGAAUUGUUUUUUGUUGUGAAACAGGUUUUGGUUGAGGAUUGAAGUGUGGGGAAUCUUUUGGGUAUAUUUAGAUUUGAAUGAUUUUUUUGGUUGGUGAAAGAGGGGUAGAAGUUAACAAAGAAUGAUAUUCUGUAGUAGAAAGAAAGAGACUAAAAGGGUUGGUUUUUGGUGGGAGUGUCAUUUUCUGAGAAUUUUGUUACUUAAUUGGUCUACUUAGAGAGAUUGUGGGCUCAAUUUUUGAGUUUACAAAAUUUCUUUUUAUCUUUUGUUGCUCAAAUGAGGCUUUCUUCAGCUGGUUUUAGUCCUCCACCCCAAGAAGGGGAAAAGCGAGUUCUAGAUUCAGAACUUUGGCAUGCAUGUGCUGGCCCUCUUGUCUCUUUACCAGCAGUUGGAAGUAGAGUGGUGUACUUUCCACAAGGUCACAGUGAACAGGUAGCUGUGUCAACAAACAAGGAAGUGGAUGCUCAUAUCCCAAACUAUCCAAGCUUACCUCCUCAGCUCAUAUGCCAACUUCAUAAUUUGACUAUGCAUGCUGAUGUGGAAACUGAUGAAGUGUACGCGCAGAUGACCUUGCAACCUCUGAAUGCUCAAGAGCAAAAAGAGGCUUACCUUCCAGCCGAGUUAGGCACUGCGAGUAAACAACCGACAAACUACUUCUGCAAGACCUUGACUGCUAGUGACACAAGUACUCACGGGGGGUUCUCUGUGCCUCGAAGAGCGGCUGAGAAAGUUUUUCCUUCAUUGGACUUCUCCCAGCAGCCUCCUGCUCAAGAGUUAAUAGCAAGGGAUUUGCAUGGUCACGAAUGGAAAUUCAGACAUAUCUUCCGGGGCCAGCCCAAAAGGCAUCUACUUACAACUGGAUGGAGUGUUUUCGUGAGUGCUAAAAGACUUGUUGCCGGUGAUUCUGUACUGUUCAUCUGGAACGAAAAGAACCAAUUGCUUCUUGGAAUCCGCCGUGCUAGCCGCCCACAAACUGUGAUGCCUUCAUCGGUGUUGUCAAGUGAUAGUAUGCACUUAGGACUUCUUGCCGCAGCAGCUCAUGCGGCUGCAACCAAUAGUCGGUUCACUAUUUUCUAUAACCCACGUGCUAGUCCAUCAGAGUUUGUUAUACCCUUAACUAAGUAUGUUAAAGCUGUGUAUCAUACUCGAGUUUCAGUUGGUAUGCGUUUCAGGAUGAUGUUUGAAACAGAGGAGUCUAGUGUGCGAAGAUACAUGGGUACGAUAACUGGCAUUAGUGACCUUGAUUCUGUUCGGUGGCCAAACUCACAUUGGCGCUCGGUAAAGGUUGGGUGGGAUGAAUCGACUGCAGGAGAGAAGCAACCUAGAGUGUCUUUGUGGGAAAUUGAGCCAUUAACAACAUUUCCUAUGUAUCCAUCACCGUUCCCCCUUAGGCUUAAACGACCGUGGCCUCCAGGAUUGCCUUCAUUCCAUGGCAUGAAGGAUGAUGAUUUUGGCAUGAACUCUCCUUUAUUGUGGCUUCGAGACACCGAUAGAGGGCUUCAAUCUCUGAACUUUCAAGGGAUUGGUGUUAAUCCUUGGAUGCAGCCAAGGUUUGAUCCUUCCAUGCUGAAUAUGCAAGCAGAUAUGUAUCAAGCUGUGGCUGCUGCUGCGCUUCAGGACAUGAGAAGUGUAGAUCCUUCGAAACAGCAUCCUGGUUCUUUACAUCAAUUCCAGCAACCGCUAAACUUUGCAAACCGGACCGCUGCUUUAAUGCAGGCGCAGAUGUUGCAACAUUCACAACAACCUCAACAGGCUUUUCAAAACAAUCUGGAGAACCAACAUCUGUCGCAAUCUCAACCGCAAACUCAGACACAUCCUCAGCAGCAUCUUCAGCAUCAGCACUCAUUCAAUAAUCAGCUCCAUCAUCAUAACCAGCAGCAACAACAACCAACUCAACAAGUGGUGGAUAAUAGUCAGCAGAUUUCUGGUGCAGUCUCAACAAUGUCUCAGUUUGUUUCAGCAGCUCCUCAACUUCAAUCCCCACCUAUGCAACAAGCUCUCUCUUCACUAUGCAACCAGCAGAGUUUUUCUGACUCAAAUGUGAACUCUUCAACCACUAUUGUUUCUCCUUUGCACAGUAUCUUAGGUUCAUUUCCACAGCAAGAUGAAACAUCACACCUUCUGAGUCUUCCUAGAACAAACUCUUGGGUUCCUGUUCAAAAUUCGACCGGUUGGCCCUCCAAGCGUGUUGCGGUGGAUCCUCUCCUUUCUUCGGGGGCAGCUCAAUGUAUUCUGCCACAGGCGGAGCAGUUAGGGCAGCCACAGAAUACCAUUUCUCAAAAUGCUAUUACAUUGCCACCAUUUCCGGGUAGGGAGUGCUCAAUAGACCAAGAAGGGAGCAAUGAUCCACAAAGUAAUCUUUUAUUUGGCGUCAAUAUAGAUCCCUCGUCUCUUCUAAUGCAUAAUGGUAUGUCAAACUUCAAGGGGAUCAGUGGCGGCAACAGUGACUCCUCAACCAUGCCCUAUCAAUCUUCUAAUUACAUGAACACCGCAGGCAAUGAUUCUUCACUGAACCACGGAGUUACGUCUAGUAUUGGUGACUCCGGCUUCUUGCGUACCCCAGAAAAUGCGCAGCAAGGAAACAACAACCCGCUGAACGAGACCUUUGUGAAGGUUUAUAAAGCAGGGUCCUACGGAAGAUCAUUGGAUAUCACCAACUUCAGCAGCUACCAUGAGCUGCGCGGUGAGCUCGCCCGAAUGUUUGGACUAGAAGGCGAGUUGGAGGACCCUGUGAGAUCAGGCUGGCAGCUUGUAUUCGUUGACCGAGAGAAUGAUGUUCUUCUCCUCGGUGAUGGCCCUUGGCCGGAAUUUGUGAGUAGUGUAUGGUGCAUCAAGAUACUUUCGCCCGAGGAAGUGCAGCAAAUGGGAAACACUGGCCUCGGGCUUUUGAACUCGGUUCCAAUUCAAAGGCUCUCAAAUGGCAUCUGCGAUGGCUACGUGAGCCGUCAAGAUCCAAGAAGUUUAAGCAGUGGAAUAACAACCGUUGGAUCUCUAGACUACUGAAAAAUGUGACUGUUAAUAGUCUACAUUUUCAACUUUGCCAAAGGUUGGAAGCAUUUCCUAAAUGUAGUUUAUAUUAUAUCACAGCCCUUUGUUUUAAUUUUUUUUGUUUUUCAUGUUAGGACUAUUCAUAAACUAAUACUGUAACUAUAUGUUAUCUUAUCAUUGUGCUAAGCUACAACUAUAUACAAUACUUAAUCCAUUAGGAAAUCAAUGUGUGAAGUGAAGAUAGUUCUCUCUAGAAAUUCAACUUAUACCAAACCUAACUUUUAGUCUGGUUUUGGCUCAAUCUUUGGGAUGCAUGAUGUUGACAUUUGAUGA
Cicer arietinum (chickpea) is the source of this 3750-nucleotide messenger RNA. RefSeq names its product auxin response factor 3 (gene ARF3). Gene Ontology annotation, molecular function: DNA binding. The record is from RefSeq and is a predicted model, not a curated record. Gene Ontology annotation, biological process: response to hormone; regulation of DNA-templated transcription. NCBI's taxonomy places the organism in Eukaryota, Viridiplantae, Streptophyta, Magnoliopsida, Fabales, Fabaceae. Gene Ontology annotation, cellular component: nucleus.